Rhincodon typus (whale shark) is the source of this 504-nucleotide messenger RNA. RefSeq names its product deubiquitinase DESI2. Gene Ontology annotation, biological process: protein deubiquitination. The coding region runs from base 1 to 504 and encodes 167 amino acids. Gene Ontology annotation, molecular function: deubiquitinase activity. The record is from RefSeq and is a predicted model, not a curated record. NCBI's taxonomy places the organism in Eukaryota, Metazoa, Chordata, Chondrichthyes, Orectolobiformes, Rhincodontidae. The transcript is spliced from 4 exons.
AUGGCAAAUGAACCAGUGAUUCUCAAUGUUUACGAUAUGUAUUGGAUUAAUGAGUACACAUCCACUCUUGGAAUCGGGGUUUUUCAUUCUGGUAUUGAGGUCUAUGGAAGAGAGGCCAUCGCUCUUGGCACCACAGACUUUGCAGAGGAGGAUGUCGACAAGAUUAUUGAAGAGCUUGGAAAGGAGUUCAAGGGCAAUGCCUACCAUCUCAUGCACAAGAACUGUAACCACUUCUCAGCAGGCCUGGCAGAGAUUCUGUGUGGGAAGGAGAUCCCUCGCUGGGUGAACCGGCUGGCGUACUUCAGUUCGUGCAUCCCGUUCCUGCAGAGCUGCCUCCCCAAAGAGUGGCUCACGCCCGCCGCUCUGCAGAGCCACAUCAGCAGCCAGGGUCUAAACAAGGACGAUCACAGCGACUCAGGAAACGAGGCGGCGUCCCCUUCCACCUCGGGCUCGGCAGCGACCGCUUCAGGGACGACCAGGACCUGCCGGCACACCCGUGUCUAA